Aspergillus niger is the source of this 4353-nucleotide messenger RNA. RefSeq lists its product as uncharacterized. Gene Ontology annotation, biological process: regulation of ARF protein signal transduction. The record is from RefSeq and is a predicted model, not a curated record. The transcript has 2 exons. The coding region runs from base 1 to 4353 and encodes 1450 amino acids. Gene Ontology annotation, molecular function: guanyl-nucleotide exchange factor activity. Lineage: Eukaryota; Fungi; Ascomycota; Eurotiomycetes; Eurotiales; Aspergillaceae.
AUGCCUCAGCAGCACGCCGGCCGUUCUCCCCCUCGAACACCUCCCUCCGAAGCCGUCAACGGAAAGCCUACAAGGAGAGGGAAUCAUCCGCGACCCUCUGUCCGGGAGACCUUUCUAGAUGACUUCAAUGCAGCCGACAACACCAACGAGAGCAAUGAGUCCUGUGACGAGCGAGAUCCUCACGACCUAUCGCUGUCUCCGAAGCAUGCGGCCCGUACCUCCAUCGUCGAUAACAUGCUCCUCUCCCUAGACCAGUUCGUGGCGGGUUCCUCUGUGCUGGAUGACUACCGGCUAUUCAAUUCGGUUUUCGAAACGGACCUCUACGGCCACGGCUCACCGGACUCGUUAGCCCAACGACGGUAUCGUGGACAUACCUUUUCGUCCUCCCUAUCGUCAGAAGUAGACGGCACAUUUGAGGACGGCACGGCCCGCCAUGCGUCCCAACUCCCGCGAGGUCGUCGGAGUAACAGCAGCUCUAACUAUCAUUCCAGCCUGAGGAGAUUUGGAAGCACACGCAGUCGGGAAGGCACCGGCUCACGCGGCCAGCUCUAUGACUAUCGGCCGAGUUCUACUGCGGCAGCAGGGGCUCAUACUGCGAGAAAUGGGAGCAAAGGAAGUGCUUCCUCCCAGGUAGACUUCGGUCCGCCUCUGCUACGUCGUCGAGCGGAUUCAACCGGCGAGAGACGCUCGGCGAGCUUCGACUUUGGUACUCGGCCGCCUUUCAUUCCCUUUUCCGAACCGGUUGCCGACUACGGUUCCUGGUCCUUUAGCGAUUUUGACGCAGCCCCUACGCCAAGUAUUCCUGGAGGCCCCAGUAAAUACCACCCAUCUUCGCAAGGGGACUAUGCAGGUUCGCUCAGCCUGCAGCAGUCACGGACGCCGGUGGCCUCGCGACGGAACAGUAUCAAGUCUCCUCGUGCAAAUUCCAACCGGAAGUCUCGCCCGGAGAACAUUGGCACGGCCACUAUCCGGAGCCGAGAUCUCGACCUGGCGAAUCUGGGCGAUGCAGGCUUAGAGCUUCCGCCUACAAUUCCCUCCUCACUCGACCCGCCUGCGCCCAGCCCAACAAUCUCCUUCAACAAACCAAUCUUUCCCCCGCCGCCUGAACCAGCGCCGGCCAAGGAACGACCAGGUUUCUUUCGACGUGUCUUUGGCUCCAAAGCUCCCACUUUCGGACCGUCCGAUUACAGUCAAUCUGAUUCCCAUUCCGCCCAAGAGACCGACACCAAAGAUAUUAAGAGCUGGAGACAGCCGCUGAAGCACAGUGGGACAGGGCUCAAUUCGGGCCGCGAUGGAAACCAUCAGGUGGUGACCAAAAAGUCGUCCUUCUUCCGCCGGCGGAAGAAGUCCGUGGCUGAAAGUGCCCCGCCUCCGAUCGUGCUUCCUCCGGAGCUGUCGGGCUCCAGGGCAAUGGAAAUCAUGAAGCCGGAGCCGAGUCCGGUCAGUAGCCUGAAAAAGGUGAUGAACCCGUAUAUUAUGGAUUCGAAUGCAUCCGUGCCGGACCAGGCCAAUAAGCCCUCGCAGUCCCGGGCGGCGACAGAUGAUGCGGAAGCCAAGAAUCCAGGAACCACGUCAACGCACAAUCCGCGAGGCAGCCUCCUUACAACCUCCGGUCCCCCUAAGGCCAAAUACAGUUUAUAUCCCGCAGUUUCGUCCGCAAAUAACAAUGAGGCUACAUUUUUAGGAAAUAGUAGUGGAGAUGAAGAGUCCGGAUCGAAGUCUAAUGGUCAGGAUCCCGUCGCUCCUGUUGACCGCCAACCAGGUUCAAGGGCAUCGCGGGAUGGCGUGAGCUCGCGCGGCAGUGAUAUGGACUCCGUGGAUAAAGACCAGGUCUUUGCUUUACCAGGAGGUUUGAAGCCACAGGAGACUGCUGUUUCCUCGCUUUCGCCCGUCAUGGAGAGCUUCUCUCAAAUGAGCGCUAGCCCCACUCACAGUUCUGAUGAUGCUCCUGAAGAAACCAAGGAAAUUCCUGUCUCUGACGUACGCAAAGAUGAGAUUGUUGAUGGCACGAGCCGAAUUUCUACCCCGGCUAAUGGUCCGGGCGGUUCGCCGCGGGCCUCCAUUUCGGAAAUGUCGAACUACUACACGGCAUCUGAGAGUGCCGCCAUGGGCCCGACGGAGCCAAAACUUGCCGAUCUUGCGGAGGCUAGCCCGGAUGAUAUUCCAGCUAGUGAGCCAACUAGUUCGGACAAAGAACAGGCGCAGAUGCUCUUUGAUAGCCAGGAUCAAGUCGUAGGGAAUGAGCCGGCUGCGGCUUGGCUGGGCGAUCCGGACCGAGCCUUCGUCCGCAAGGCGUACAUGGAUCUCUUUGACUGGGCCAAUCUGAACAUCCUGGCAGCCCUUCGAAGUCUGUGUAACCGACUGGUGUUGAAAGGAGAAACGCAACAAGUGGACCGAGUCUUGGAUGCCUUUUCCACGCGGUGGUGCGAGUGCAACCCACGCCACAGCUUCAAAGCUUCUGAUGUCGUGCACACCAUUUGUUACUCGCUUCUCCUGCUGAACACCGACUUGCACCUUGCCGAUAUCGAGCAGAAGAUGACGAAGGCCCAGUUUGUCCGAAACACUAUGCCGACAAUUCAUCGAGUGGCGGCAGAUGCUGCACCGGAUGGCUUCUUUGACCAGCGCGAUGCGAACAAGUCAAAAGCCCAAUCACAAGACCCACCAUCCCUCGCCUCGAACUCCAGAUCUGCUACCACUGACGACCUUGAACGGAAAACUCCAAGUGCUGACAAGCCAACCAAUGGCCCUACAAAGUUGGUAAAUCGACUCUCACGGACGGAUCUCUCGGCCAAGAUGAUAAGCGAUCCUGACAACGACACCGGUCCUCUCGUUAACACUCCGUUCACCGGCACAAUGAGAGCGUGGGAGCAACAAGUGGAAAUGGUGCUGCGAGACUUUUACACGUCGAUUCAGAAGCAGAAGCUCCCGUUGCAUGGUGCCCAAGGGGAAAAGGAGCCGACGCGCUCGUCCUCAAACAACCUACUGGGCCCUCACCCAGGUGGACUCCGCAGGAGCCCGAGUACAGUAAGCAAAAGUGGCUCAGAUAUCUAUCCACGCGGCCGCUCUGCCGAUUCCCGUUAUGGAACGGCACGCUGGUCUUCCAAGCCCAGGUCUCGAGCCAGACUGUAUCCACCUUCUACGAUGGGCUCUAGCCGGACUAGCUUGGAUGACCAGUCUUCCCUCUGGAGUCCGUCGGCAUCCAGUACGUGGAGCAAGUACUCUUCGGGGAAGUUGACCUCUGCGUCGGUGGAUUCUUUCAAUUCAGAUUACCCACGUGGGGAUUAUCAACAAUCGAUCGGCUUUGCCAAUGCCUUGAGUCAAGCCAUUAUCCGUGAAGAUUCGGCACAUUCGAUAGCCAGCUUCGAAGACGCCGAGCGGAACACGCCCCUUCUGGAAGAUGAGACUCUACAGCUUGCGGGCGCCCCCUGGGCUAAGGAAGGAAGCCUCAAGCACAAGCAUCACUUGGAUUCGGUGGAUAAGAGGGCUAAAGACCGCAACUGGAAUGAAUGCUUUGCCGUCAUCCAGCAAGGUUGGAUGCGCCUGUUCUCCUUCAACGCGUCCAUGAAAUCAGUACGGCAGAAGGCCAAGCAACGGCAUCCUGGCGGCGUCGUGGUGGGAGGAGGCAACUGGACGGAAAAUGCGGAAGAAAUCUGGAAGUUUCUUUUGCGUCAAACCAUUGCCAGCGCGCUGCCACCUCCGGGGUAUUCCAAGUCUCGUCCGCAUGUCUGGGCCCUGAGCCUGCCCACGGGCGCCGUACAUCUGUUCCAAGCCGGCACGCCAGAAAUCGUUCGGGAAUUCGUGUCCAGCGCCAAUUAUUGGAGCGCGCGACUAUCCAAGGAGCCUUUGAUCGGUGGCAUCAGUAACAUGGAGUAUGGCUGGAGCGAUGCAGUCAUUAACAGCGCCUUGAUCUCGGCAGAGAGCAGCCGGACUCCUCCUUCCUCGUCAGGGGCGCGACCGAGCAUCCAGAGCUCGAUCCGCAGCUCUAUUGAUCAGCAGGGGGUCCGGCCUCGACUGCCGGCAGAUCGGGUGCACAUUAGCGAUUGGGCCCCUCCGCAACAGAGCAUGAUGGCGUCAGCUCUUCCAGAAGAUGAACAGUUGAAGGCCCUGCAGACGUAUGUUAAGAAUGUGGAGGAGGAACUGCAACGACAUAAUGAGCUUCGACCCGCCAUGAUCCUUGCCUUCUCGCCGCGGCACCCCAAUGCGGCCAAGGCGUUGGCCAACUGGGAGCGCAAGUCGUCGUAUCUGCUGCGGGAGAUUGUGAAGUUCCGGACCUACAUUGACUCGCUCUCCUCGGCCUUGGAGCAGAAGAAACGAAUCUAUACCAACCGGGAAGAGAGCACCCCUGUCGAGUAA